Rotaria sordida is the source of this 519-nucleotide messenger RNA. Lineage: Eukaryota; Metazoa; Rotifera; Eurotatoria; Philodinida; Philodinidae. The record is from the annotation of a GenBank genome assembly.
AUGUCUCAAGCGCUCCUUGAUCAGGGCAAAUUGGAAGAAGCACUACGUUACUACAGCAAAGCAUUAGAAAAGGAAAUGUGCGCAUCCAAUCCAGAUCAAAUUAAAAUUGCUAAAUAUAAUACUCAUAUUGGAGAGAUUUACUACAGACAACAACACUAUUCAAAAGCAUUAGAAUUCUAUAAGAAAGGGCUCGAAAUACAACUAACUGCGGUUCCAUCAAAUGAUUCGUCAUUGAUAAUAACAUACAACAAUAUUGCACAAGUAUACUAUUUCCUUGGCAGUUAUCAGGAAGCAAUUGAUUAUAUUAAACUAAAACUUGAAAUACAAGAAAAUUUACUUUCAGCAAAUCAUCUUGAUUUUGGUGAAACCUAUGACAACUUAGCUAAAGUAUUAUGUGAACAAGGUAACCUCGAAGAAUCAUUAGAGUAUGUGAGAAAAGCAUACGAAAUUCGUUCUAAACAUUUAUCUGCUGAUCAUCAAGAUGUUAUAGACAGCCUCGAAGGAAUUGCUCUACUAUAA